UCACCUUGGGAAGCUUCUCGUCUACCCGACCUUCAGAACGGACAAUGUCCCCUUUGAAACUCAAUGGGACAAGCUGGGAUUGUGUAUCGAGUAUCACUAAAAUCUGAAUUCCAUUACUUUGUAUCGGCCUUUUUCAUCAGGCCCACGUCUUAUUCUCAAAAUAGGCAGAAGAGAGAGACCCUCGAUGAGGGAAAAUUUCACCUGCGCCCAGAGUGAUUCCCGGGCUCCACAUGAUUGUGGCACGGGGAGAAGCGUGACCUCCUAGGUAGCAUCUAGUUCCAUACGAGGCAACGCCAUGGACGAACCAGAUG
Molecule: messenger RNA, 311 nt
Organism: Aspergillus welwitschiae
Lineage: Eukaryota; Fungi; Ascomycota; Eurotiomycetes; Eurotiales; Aspergillaceae
Exons: 1
Coding region: 64-216 (50 amino acids)
Source: RefSeq, a predicted model, not a curated record